Castor canadensis (American beaver) is the source of this 3076-nucleotide messenger RNA. The record is from RefSeq and is a predicted model, not a curated record. NCBI's taxonomy places the organism in Eukaryota, Metazoa, Chordata, Mammalia, Rodentia, Castoridae.
CUGAUGGACUCCACUACAGCGACGGCUGAGCUGGGCUGGAUGGUGCAUCCCCCAUCAGGGGUGAGUCAAGUGAGUGGCUACGAUGAAAACAUGAACACCAUCCGCACGUACCAGGUGUGCAAUGUCUUUGAGUCAAGCCAGAACAACUGGCUACGGACCAAGUUCAUCCGGCGCCGAGGUGCACAUCGCAUCCAUGUGGAAAUGAAAUUCUCGGUGCGUGACUGCAGCAGCAUCCCCAGCGUGCCCGGCUCCUGCAAGGAGACCUUCAACCUCUACUACUAUGAGGCUGACUUUGACUCGGCCACCAAGACUUUCCCCAACUGGAUGGAGAAUCCGUGGGUGAAGGUGGACACCAUCGCGGCCGAUGAGAGCUUCUCCCAGGUGGACCUGGGUGGCCGGGUGAUGAAGAUCAACACUGAGGUGCGGAGUUUUGGACCUGUGUCCCGAAACGGCUUUUACCUGGCCUUCCAGGACUAUGGUGGCUGCAUGUCCCUCAUUGCUGUGCGUGUCUUCUACCGCAAGUGUCCCCGUGUCAUCCAGAAUGGUGCCAUCUUCCAGGAGACGCUGUCGGGGGCUGAGAGCACAUCGCGGGCUGCCCGGGGCAGUUGCAUUGCCAAUGCUGAAGAAGUAGACGUGCCCAUCAAACUUUAUUGUAACGGGGGCGAGUGGCUGGUGCCCAUCGGGCGCUGCAUGUGCAAAGCAGGCUUUGAGGCCGUGGAGAAUGGCACCGUCUGCAGAGGUUGUCCAUCAGGAACCUUCAAGGCCAAUCAAGGAGACGAGGCCUGUACCCACUGUCCCAUCAACAGCCGGACUACUUCUGAAGGGGCCAUCAACUGUGUCUGCCGCAACGGCUAUUACAGGGCUGACCUGGAUCCCCUGGACAUGCCUUGCACAACUAUCCCCUCUGCACCACAGGCUGUGAUCUCCAGCGUCAACGAAACCUCCCUCAUGCUAGAGUGGACCCCACCCCGAGACUCGGGUGGCCGAGAAGAUCUGGUCUACAACAUCAUCUGUAAGAGCUGUGGCUCAGGCCGGGGUGCCUGUACCCGCUGUGGUGACAACGUGCAGUACGCACCCCGCCAGCUGGGCCUGACCGAACCGCGCAUUUACAUCAGUGAUUUACUGGCGCACACCCAGUACACCUUCGAGAUCCAAGCUGUGAACGGAGUCACCGACCAGAGCCCCUUCUCACCACAGUUUGCCUCUGUGAACAUCACCACCAACCAAGCAGCGCCAUCGGCCGUGUCCAUCAUGCAUCAGGUGAGCCGCACGGUGGACAGCAUCACCCUGUCGUGGUCGCAGCCGGACCAGCCCAACGGUGUGAUCCUGGACUACGAGCUGCAGUACUAUGAGAAGGAGUUAAGUGAGUUCAACGCCACAGCCAUUAAAAGCCCCACCAACACGGCCACUGUGCAGGGCCUCAAAGCCGGCGCCAUCUAUGUCUUCCAGGUGCGGGCACGCACCGUGGCCGGCUACGGGCGCUACAGCGGCAAGAUGUACUUCCAGACCAUGACGGAAGCCGAGUACCAGACGAGCAUCCAGGAGAAGCUGCCUCUCAUCAUUGGCUCCUCAGCUGCCGGCCUGGUCUUCCUCAUUGCUGUGGUCGUCAUCGUCAUUGUGUGUAACAGACGGGGGUUUGAGCGUGCUGACUCGGAGUACACAGACAAGCUGCAGCACUACACCAGUGGCCACAUGACCCCUGGCAUGAAGAUCUACAUUGACCCUUUCACCUAUGAAGACCCCAAUGAGGCAGUGCGGGAGUUUGCCAAGGAAAUCGACAUCUCUUGUGUCAAAAUUGAGCAGGUGAUUGGAGCAGGGGAGUUUGGUGAGGUCUGCAGUGGCCACCUGAAGCUGCCGGGCAAGAGGGAGAUCUUUGUGGCCAUCAAGACACUUAAGACAGGCUACACGGAGAAACAGCGCAGAGACUUCCUGAGCGAGGCAUCCAUCAUGGGCCAGUUUGAUCACCCCAACGUCAUCCACCUGGAGGGAGUUGUCACCAAGAGCACACCUGUGAUGAUCAUCACUGAGUUCAUGGAGAACGGCUCCUUAGACUCCUUCCUCCGGCAAAAUGAUGGGCAGUUCACGGUCAUCCAGCUGGUGGGCAUGCUACGAGGCAUCGCAGCUGGUAUGAAGUACCUGGCAGACAUGAACUACGUCCACCGUGACCUGGCCGCACGCAACAUCCUCGUCAACAGCAACCUGGUGUGCAAGGUGUCUGACUUCGGGCUCUCGCGCUUCCUGGAAGAUGACACCUCCGACCCCACCUACACCAGUGCACUGGGCGGGAAGAUCCCCAUCCGCUGGACAGCUCCAGAAGCCAUCCAGUACCGGAAGUUCACUUCGGCCAGUGACGUGUGGAGCUAUGGUAUCGUCAUGUGGGAGGUGAUGUCCUAUGGGGAGCGGCCCUACUGGGACAUGACCAACCAGGACGUGAUCAACGCCAUUGAGCAGGACUACCGGCUCCCGCCGCCCAUGGACUGCCCAAGCGCCUUGCACCAGCUCAUGCUAGACUGCUGGCAGAAGGACCGCAACCACCGGCCCAAGUUCGGCCAGAUCGUCAACACGCUGGACAAGAUGAUCCGAAACCCUAAUAGCCUCAAAGCCAUGGCACCCCUCUCCUCUGGCAUCAACCUGCCGCUGCUGGACCGCACGAUCCCAGACUACACCAGCUUUAACACGGUAGACGAGUGGCUGGAGGCCAUCAAGAUGGGACAGUACAAGGAGAGCUUUGCCAAUGCUGGCUUUACCUCCUUCGACGUUGUGUCUCAGAUGAUGAUGGAGGACAUUCUCCGGGUUGGGGUCACCCUGGCUGGUCACCAGAAAAAAAUCCUGAACAGUAUCCAGGUGAUGCGGGCACAGAUGAACCAGAUUCAAUCUGUGGAGGUUUGACAUUCACCUGCCUUGGCUCGCCUCUUCCUCUGGGCCGCCCCCCUCUGCCCCCCAUGCCGGCCAGCCCUCCUGGUGCUCCGUCCACUGCAGGGUCUGCUACCUGCCAGGAGGCCAUGGGCAGCAGGAAGAACCAAGCAGCGCUCCAGCCACAGGACGUCACCAAGAACACGUGCAACUCAAAAGAUGG